CUUGGAUCCCCGUUCGUCUGUUUCGUUUUACCACUCAGCUGUGUUGCUGUGUUGUUGUGAUAAGACAACGGCGCAUGUGUGUGUGUGCUGGCUGGCUGGCUGCUGCAUCCUCCAACUGCAACCCAUCAGCAAAUUUCCCCCUCGACACUACACGAUUGGUAUCUGUCUCUCCAUCCAUCGUGUACCGUACCACUCCCUCCCUCACCAGGUAGAGAGAGAGAGAGAGAGACAGAGGUACAUACACACCGAGUAUCCACACAGAGCCCGUAACGCGUCCAGUCGCGAGCCAGUGGGCUCUAUAGGACCAGACAGGCUACUUUACCUAGGUAGGUAGACGACCGACGGAGAAGCCCUGCAGCCAGACAGACGCCAGACACCAGGGAGCGGCGGCCGUUCGUAGAGUGCCUGCAUCGCCAGGCAUUGCACCAUCCGCUCGCGUGGCCAUCCCGUCCAGCAUCAUCGCAUCGCCUUGCACACGGGGCAUCGAGACAUCAUCCCGACAUCAUCCCACCUCGAUACUGUUCUGAGCCCAAGCGCGCGACGAGAUUCGCUAGGUCGUCCGGCUUGCGCGUGCGUGAGUGCAGGGGGACUGCAAGGAAAACAAACAGCUGACAGCUCUUUGCUUCAAUCAACAGUCUACCCGGGAACGAUACCAUUCACCUAAUACCUACAUCCUCGUCUGGCUCAGUCCUCUGCGCAAAUACGAUCGCUACGACGACGACGACGACGACGACAACGAAGAAGAAGAAGAAGAAGACGACGACGACGACGACUCCCUCUACUCUACUAGUCUAUCGCUACCAUACCCAACAAUGAUGUCGAAUCCUCCUCUAUCCGGCGUCACUCGCCCACGGCAGCGGCUACAUCGGCGUCAAAAUUCGACUCCAUCCGCCUUCGAAGCUGUCAAAAUCGCUCCCUUGCCGACUUUUCCACAACAACAGCAUCAACGCCCUCACAUGGGCCAUCGACGAGGCGUUAGCCUGGAUACUCGGCGUCACCCUCUCAUGUCUUCAACAAUCACAACCACGUCCCAUCAAGACUACUCAACCCUCGUCAGCACGACGGGCCCAGACACAGGAAUACCCACGAGUCUGCCAGCGGCACCACAGGAUAUCCUAGCACAGCAGCAACACCAGGCGCACCUUAUAGCACGCCCUAGCUCCAGCCAAACCGACUACAGUGACCUGUCGAGUGACAGCGGCGACUCGUUUCUACUAUCGCCCCAUGGCACACCACAUCAACGAAACCACUUCAUGGAUGGAUUGGCCUCGCAGGGCCCGAUACCCGAACUGUCCCUGUCCUACGAUACCUACAUAGAUCCCAACUUUGACGCUAUGAUGAAGAGGAACCAGGUCAGCUAUGACAGCAACAACAAUAAUGUCAUGGCCUCAUCGUCCUCUGCCACCCCAAAUUUUGACUUCUUUGCCUCGGACGCGGCGCUCUCCACUCCGAACUUUAUGAGCUUUCCGGACCAAAGCCCCGCAGGGACGGGACAAGGAGGCUGGAUAUCAGAGGGCGAGGCAUCCAACAUCCAGUUGCGCCGAGCGUCAAGGCGGGUAAGCGUUGGAUUAAACAACAGCCUCAUAGACAAACUUGCAAAGUACGAGCCUAUGGCGAAUGGACAGAGGCCAGAAACACCUCCUAUGCACAAUGCCGCCGGAUUCUAUCCCCCAACACCCAUGGAAACACCACACGAUCGCUUCAUGAAACAACAAGCAACACAGCAGCAACAGCAUCAGCAGCAACAGCAACAGCAACAAACACUAAGGCCCAGCAGGUUUGCAGAUGAUUACGACGAGUCGAUGGAGGAAACACUCAAACCCAUACGAGGGCACCGGAGCAAUCGCAACUCGGGCAUUUUCCAGGAACUGCGCCAGCAGGCAGAGGCUAUGGCUGCUGCUGCACCUGCAACGUCCCAAGCCGACAGCAUGCCCACGACGUUCCAAUCGCACACGCUUCCUGCAGCUCAAGACGAAGACUUGUUAAGGAUCCACUCUGACUUCAUCAAGCUGGAGCACGGUUUCACUUUCCCUGACAUGGGGUCGCAGAUGGGGCCACAGAUCGGAUCGCAGAUGCAGGGACUUGGGGGGAUGAGCCCUUUCGACAACAAGCCGGACCUUGGACCUCCAUCAGAAUAUGGCGAUGCUGAUCCACAAGCCGCCAGUCGCCAGAGUUCAGUUUCUCCCUCGCGCCGCGGCUCCCCGCACCGACGAACCGACUCGAUUGCCUCCAUCGCCAGUGCUGCCAGCAUUGCUAGCAUCAACAUUGAAGAGACCAAGACCGAAACUGGCGUGACUCUCGACGACAUUGCCCAGUACAUUGAAGGUCCCGAUCCCGCCGAUGGCAAAUGGGUAUGCACAUACGAAGACUGUCGGAAACGGUUCGGCCGCAAAGAAAACAUCAAGAGCCACGUACAGACACACCUUAAUGACAGGCAAUACCAAUGUCCAACCUGUAAAAAGUGCUUUGUGCGCCAACAUGACCUCAAACGCCACGCCAAGAUCCACACGGGCAUCAAGCCAUACCCAUGCGAAUGCGGUAACAGCUUCGCGCGACAUGAUGCACUCACACGACACCGGCAGCGGGGCAUGUGCGUUGGUGCUUUCGACGGCAUCGUGCGCAAGGUGGUCAAGCGUGGCCGGCCACGGAAGAACAGGCCGGAUAUGGAGGAGAGAAAGGACAAGAGCGAUCGCACGAGAGAUCGGUCAAGGAGCCAUCAUUCGACCAGCAGCUCCGUCAGCAGCUUUUCAGGCUAUUCCGAUAGCUCGGUGCCCAACUCUCCCGGGAACGACUACGAUCACAUAAUCGACGACGAACAGUUCCCUGGCUUGUUGGAUAUGCCAAUGGGAAAUGUUCCCAAUCUGCCACCGAGCAUUGUAUCGGGUCAUGCCGGUCAUGGGCAUGGUGCGAUGCCUAGUUCAUCGACGAUGAACCCGGCUGCAGCUACCAUGUCGGUAUCGUCAGUGUCUUCAGCGCCCAUGCCGAGCUUCGAUCCGAGGGUAAAUGAAGUCAUGAACGUGGACUCGCCAGCAUCGAGAAACUACGCCCAUUCGCCGUCAGCUGUGAGUAACUAUAGUCAUGCAAGCCACCCGUCGAUAUCGAUUACCGAACAUCACGGACCAGGGUCGGAUUUUGGGCUUCCCGGAUCACAGAAUGCUGCAUCGCCAGCCAAGAGUGCUGUGAGUCACUAUACGCCGCCGGAGUUGUCGAGUAGCUCGUCACCACCCACGCAUACCCAGCAGCAACAAGGCAGUCAGGGACCAACGUACUACGAUUUGGAUCCUAGUCAUGGUGGCAUGUCCAACAUUCCAGGUCCCGCCACAAGCAUGGGGAUGGGCGCGGCGGUCGGUCCCACACAUGUCGAUCCAACGAACAUGCUUUUACAUGGGUAUGAGCACCAAAUGGAUCAGAACUUGAUGCUCGGGAACUUGGACGGUAUGACCAAAUUCGAGGUUAUGGAGGGGUACGACGCAGCGACCGAAGUAAAUAUGUUUGGAGAUGCUCAUGAAGGCGAUGGGAGUGGCCACGAUGGGAGUAAUAUGUACUUCGGGUCAUGAGACGAGUGAGCAUGAAGAGGUGGCUGUGGGUUGAUCAUCUGCUUUGCAUCUUUUGUUUUUGGUUUGGGUUUUUGGUUUGCGCUUUUUGGUUCUUUUGUGGGUCCGCGUCGUUGGGAAGGUUAACUUAAUGACUGGACAUCUACCUACCUACUCUUCUGAUCUGUAGAAGAGGCCUAAUGCACACCGCAGGUUAUUAAUGGGACGGCGGCGACUGUCCGACGCGCUUCAAAAGGACAGGGAAUAAUCAUCUCCGGUCAAACGGGGACAACGGGAAGGAAAUGUACGAGUACGGUACUGAUUUGGGGGUUAUUCAAUUUUCUUGGUUCCUCUUCCGUUGGUGUCUGGAAAAUAACAAGGCGGAAAAGGGGAAGAGACAUAAUGGGAAGGCGGUUUAGGAGGAAAGGACGUAUGGACACGAACCCUGUCGGCGUCACUUGUUUUGUUUUGUUUUGUUUACUCUAUUGGAAAGGGGCGGUCAAUAGGUACCUACCUACCUACCUACCUACCUAGGUACAUACGUAGUAGUGUUCAAUGUUUUUUUUUUUUUCUGGCUAGAGCUGUUUUGGGAUAAAUCAAUCUUGGUCGAUUUCUCCCCGUUUUGGAUGAAGCUCGUAUUGCCCCUGCUCGU
Neurospora crassa OR74A is the source of this 4185-nucleotide messenger RNA. RefSeq lists its product as uncharacterized. Gene Ontology annotation, biological process: regulation of transcription by RNA polymerase II. Gene Ontology annotation, cellular component: nucleus. The record is from RefSeq and is a predicted model, not a curated record. Gene Ontology annotation, molecular function: RNA polymerase II cis-regulatory region sequence-specific DNA binding; DNA-binding transcription factor activity, RNA polymerase II-specific. NCBI's taxonomy places the organism in Eukaryota, Fungi, Ascomycota, Sordariomycetes, Sordariales, Sordariaceae. The coding region runs from base 813 to 3557 and encodes 914 amino acids. The transcript is spliced from 3 exons.